Molecule: messenger RNA, 1604 nt
Organism: Thalassophryne amazonica
Lineage: Eukaryota; Metazoa; Chordata; Actinopteri; Batrachoidiformes; Batrachoididae
Gene: camkk1a
Product: calcium/calmodulin-dependent protein kinase kinase 1, alpha a
Biological process (GO): protein phosphorylation; CAMKK-AMPK signaling cascade; activation of protein kinase activity
Molecular function (GO): protein kinase activity; ATP binding
Source: RefSeq, a predicted model, not a curated record
CGCCGCUCCCACCUCUCCACCUGCCAUGGCUAUGAGCAGCGACCCCAACUGUGUGAGGCUGGACUCUGAGGCGGACGAGCAGACCAGCAGUCUUACAGACAUGAUGGCUGCCAUAACAGCGAGAGAGUCAGCUGCUAACGGCGUGAGGAACAGUGGGGCUCAGCAUGAGGAGGCUCAGGCCAAGAAGGUGCAUCCUGUGCGACCUCAUCUGUCCGGGAGAAAGCUGUCUCUUCAGGAGAGAGGCACCUACCUGUCCUCAGGCUCUGCAGGAGGCGACACACACACGUCCCCUCGAGUGGCUCGCAGGCCGACUGUGGAGUCCAAACGUGUUUCCAUAUCAGAUGCUCAGGACUGCGUCCAGCUGAACCAGUACAAGCUGAAGACCGAAGUGGGGUGUGGCUCUUAUGGUGUGGUCAAACUUGCCUACAAUGAGGACGAUGACAAACAUUAUGCUAUGAAACUGGUGUCCAAGAAGAAGUUGAUGAAGCAGUGCGGUUUUCCACGUCGCCCACCCCCAAGAGGCCCAAAGGCCGCUCAGGGAGGUCAGCCAAAGAUCUUAGGACCACUGGAGAGGGUUUACCAGGAGAUCGCCAUUCUUAAAAAACUUGAUCAUGUGAACAUUGUUAGACUGAUAGAGGUGCUGGAUGAUCCUGCAGAGGACAACCUUCACAUGGUGUUCGAGCUAAUGUGCAAGGGCCCGGUGAUGGAAGUGCCCACAGACACACCGUUGUCAGAAGAGCAGGCGAGGUUGUACUUCAGAGACAUCAUCCUGGGAAUUGAGUACUUGCAUUACCAGAAGAUCGUCCACCGUGACAUCAAGCCCUCGAACCUCUUGCUGGGUGAUGAUGGCCAUGUGAAGAUCGCCGACUUUGGCGUCAGUAACCAGUUUGAGGGUAACGAUGCGUUACUGUCCAGCACGGCCGGCACCCCGGCCUUCAUGGCACCAGAAGCUCUUUCAGACAACCGCAAGAGCUUCAGUGGAAAAGCACUGGAUGUGUGGGCCAUGGGAGUGACACUCUACUGCUUCAUGUUUGGAAAGUGUCCAUUCAUUGACGACUACAUAUUGGCUUUGCACAAUAAGAUAAGGACCAAACCUGUGGAAUUCCCAGACUCACCAGCAAUCAGUGAGGUGCUGCGAACUCUGAUCUUGCGGAUGUUGGACAAGAAUCCAGACACGAGGAUCACAAUUCCUGAGAUUAAGAUGGACCAGUGGGUGACCCGAGGAGGCACCAACCCCUUACCUCUGGAGGAGGAGCACUGCUCUGUGGUGGAGGUGACUGAGGAGGACAUCCAGAACUCAGUCAAGUUUGUUCCCAGCCUGUCUGCGGUGAUCUUGGUGAAGGCGAUGCUGAGGAAGCGCUCCUUCAGUAACCCGUUUGAGUGCUCGAGCAGGAGAGAGGAGCGCUCCAUGUCUGCACCUGGCAGCCUCCUCAUAAAGAGCAGCACAGGAGAUGGACCCAGAGAAGGGGAGCUAGAAGACCUGCGUGAAGAUGAAGCUGCCUCUUGAAUUUGAAGGAUGCUCAUGUCCUCAAAGCUUCGUCUUAAACCGCUUCAUCUUUACAUCCUGACGUUUGAAUCACUGUGCUCUCAAUACUGUACCAAAA